GAGGCCCAGGCGUCAGAGGCCGCGGGGGGCGCUUUGGGGAGGAGAGAGCCCAGCAUCCCGGAGCUAGCGAGGAGAAGGCUCGAGGAACGGAUCGGGGCCAGGGCCAGAACCCGGGCGCGACGCGGUGGGAUCAGUGAUCCCGGCGGUGGGGGGCGCGCCCAGAGCUGCGAGCACGCGCACGCGCAAAACUCCUGUGCACGCGCACCCCUCCCCCCCGCGCGCCCCAGUGCAGGCCGCGGGCUCGGCGGCAGCAGGUGGUGCUGCUGGUGCUCUGCUGAGGCCGGAGCGGGACCGACGGAGCCGAGGCCGGAGCUGCUGCUGCCCCUGUCGCCUCCUCUGCUGCCGCAGCCCCCCCGCUCCCCGCCACCGGCGGCCGCCAUUAGACAAUAGGAGCGGCAGUCCGGGAGGGCCGCAGGAGGCAGGAAGCGCGGCCGGCCCGGCAGCGGCCCACAGCGGGAGCGGGCCCGGUGGCGGAGGGAGGGCGGCCCGGAGGAGGCGGCCCCGAACGGCGGCGGGAGGCCGGGGCGCGCUGCGGCAGCUCUGAGCGGCAGCGGCGGGGCGGGGACAAAGGCGGCGGCGGCGGCGGCGGCGGCGGCGGGGCCGGGCACCGAACGAGGCGACCGGACCGGGCCCGCGGCAGCGGCGGCGGGGAGGAGGCGGCGGCGGGGGUGGCGUCGCGUCUGCGGCGGCCUCUGCCUUCCCUCGGCCCGCAGCCCUCCCUCUCUCCCCCCACUCCCCACCCCCCACGAGUGACAUGAUGUUUCCACAAAGCAGGCACUCGGGCUCCUCACACCUGCCCCAGCAGCUCAAGUUCACAACCUCAGAUUCCUGUGACCGGAUCAAAGAUGAGUUUCAGCUCCUACAAGCGCAGUAUCACAGCUUAAAAUUGGAGUGUGACAAGCUGGCCAGUGAGAAGUCGGAGAUGCAGCGUCACUACGUCAUGUAUUAUGAGAUGUCCUAUGGCCUCAACAUUGAAAUGCACAAACAGGCCGAAAUCGUCAAGAGGCUCAAUGGCAUUUGUGCUCAAGUCUUGCCCUACCUUUCACAAGAGCACCAACAGCAGGUCUUGGGGGCCAUUGAGCGAGCCAAGCAGGUAACUGCUCCGGAGCUGAACUCCAUCAUCCGGCAGCUCCAGGCUCACCAGCUGUCCCAGCUCCAGGCCUUGGCCCUGCCCCUGACUCCGCUGCCUGUGGGCCUGCAGCCUCCGUCGCUGCCAGCUGUUAGCGCGGGCACUGGCCUCCUCUCCCUCUCUGCUUUGGGCUCUCAGGCCCACCUCUCUAAGGAGGAUAAGAAUGGGCAUGAUGGAGAUGCCCAUCAGGAUGACGAUGGUGACAAGUCAGAUUAGAGGCACAGCACUGGGGGUGGGGGGAAGAGGCUUGGUGUUUAUGGUGGCUGCUGGCACCCUGGCACCUUAGUGCCAGCUGAUCCAUAUUAAGAUGUUGCCCCCAGCCCCAACGCUUUGACUGCUCCCUGCCCCCUGCCAGCUCCUUCCCCCUUUCCCUAAAUCCCUUGGGGUGUGAAUGGGACCGGACCGGGUCGGAAGGGAAUAAAAGAAUGAACCCACCUUAGCUCCAAGCACCUCCCCCUUCCCUGUGCACAUAUGUAACCGACCCCCCCCCUUUCCCGCUCCCCCCGUUCGGCCUGUUUGCUGCGCACCCAGCACAGCAGUUCCCCAGUCCCCUCCUGGUACUGCAUGCAAUCACGGAUGCCAGCCGGCCCCGGGUUCCCCCCCUUGACCCUUCCCUCUCCCCAUGUAGAGGCUCUACCCUGUCCCCCUCCUUUCCUCCCUCUGGCCAUUUGCCUGCCUGACUCUUCCUAGGCUCUGCUCCAUCACCCACCUCACCUGGGACCUGAGCCCCUUCACUUUGGGCCAGGCACCAGGAGAGCUCAGCGGGCACAUGGGGAGGGGCAGCUGGAUGGAGAGGGCCCAGGGGACCUGCUUCCCCCCCCCCCUUGCCCACGAAUAAAGAUGAGGGUACUGCAUUUGUCUGGUUUUCUUUCAGUCUGCUAGCCUGUCUUUUAAAAGAAGGGGAAAAAAAAGAAAAACUCACCAAAAAAAAGCCCCCCCCCCCAUUUCGUGUUUGUAUAUAGUCCUUUAGACAAACUUGUUGGCUUCUGGUGUUCAUUAACCUAAUACAAAGGAGGAAUGGAGACACUGUACUAAGCUUGUACUAGCUGUGCCUUUCAAAUAAAGAUGUGAGACGGUUGGUUUAAA
Molecule: messenger RNA, 2215 nt
Organism: Monodelphis domestica (gray short-tailed opossum)
Lineage: Eukaryota; Metazoa; Chordata; Mammalia; Didelphimorphia; Didelphidae
Gene: TLE5
Product: TLE family member 5, transcriptional modulator
Biological process (GO): regulation of DNA-templated transcription; negative regulation of canonical Wnt signaling pathway
Cellular component (GO): transcription regulator complex; nucleus
Molecular function (GO): transcription corepressor activity; protein binding
Source: RefSeq, a predicted model, not a curated record